AUGUAUCCUAAUGUAUGUGUUUCACAUUUUAAAUACACAAUAGUCUCCGCCAAAUAGAAAAAUCGAUAUAUUUAAUGAUUCAUCAUCGAUAGAUAACUGCUAAUCGAUAGAUAACUCUCGCAAAUUCAUCGUCAAAUAGUAUCGUUUCUGCACGACACGACAAUUUCUUAUGCCUACUCGAAUUAUUUGGAAAUUCCUUAAGUCAGGUGACCAAAUCUGGGAAUUACCGGUACGCUUAGCACAAGUAAUGUAGCUUUGGUCUAUCUCGCUUUGUGAAUAUUAACCGACAUCACUAAGCGUUAAUAAAAUCGUUAAAUCGACAAAAAGAUUUUGCUAUAUUUGUGCAAAUAUAGUUCAAGACGAAGACGCUUGCUUUAAAUUUUUUUUUAUGACCUGCGCAAAUAAGUUUGCUUAGUGUGCGUCAAACUUCGAGCAUCCUGUCACUUUCUUGCUGCAUGUACAUAUGUUUGUUUAAUUUAAUGUAGAGCCCCGAGAUGCAUCUUUGUAUGCAUGCUGGUGUAUAUUGCUGUCUCGCUCGCACUAGUUGAACAGGACCCAAGAAAAGCUCGAUACACAUCUGUUUGAAUGCAUAUUGCAAAAAUGCCUCCUUUCCUGCGACAGUAAGAAGAAUAGAACCGAUUUUAGUUGACAAAGAGCCACGCAAAGAAGUGGUUGACAUUGAGCGAUUUAUCUGACGAACGAACAAUAAGAACGCAAUGAACAAUAAAAAGCGAAGUGGUGUCAAGUGCAUUGUUAAGUCGUGCAGGCGCAGCUACAGGAAAGGCUCUUCGGUGAAAAUGUUUCGGUUUCCCAAAAAGGAGAGCCUUCGCCGUCAAUGGAUGGAAAAAUGUGGCUUGCCCCACGAUUUUAAGAAGCGUGCGUUCAUUUGCGAUUCACACUUUGAAAAGGAGUCCAUCGGCAAAAGGUUCUUAAAAUCGAAUGUAGUCCCCACCCUGAAUUUGUUUGACCCUUCAGAAGCGAAUAUAGUCACUUCUGAGGAACUGGGCGGAAUCACAAUUUGUAAAGAUGACGACACACUCGAAGAUAUUUCGAUUUGCAGAAGCUUCGUGGACGCAACACCAAAUGGGGAAGUAUGCCGUGCCUGCAUGACCAGCUCAGUGGCACUUGUGGAUAUCUUUGACGAUCAGAGGCAGCCCAGUCUGGCGGAUAUGCUAAACGAGUGUGUGACCUCCAUCGCAGUCAAACGAAAUGAUGAGCUGCCGCAGAAAAUGUGCCUCUCGUGCUUUUGUGAUCUACAAACGGCAUUUGAUUUCCAGCACAGGUUUAAGGAAAGCCAUCAGGUGUUAAACAAAAAGCUAAAUGAAAUUAAGGUGGAAUCCGCAAUAGAUAUAGAAAUGCCAGAGGAGGACAUGGACAUAGCUCGGCUCAGGAUGGAAAUAGACGAAUUGUCGAGCAGUGGGGAUAAAUUGUCAGAGGAUCAAAUGGAAUUCAUGCCUGAAGAUGAGUGCAAACCAAAUACACCCAUAAGUACUUUCAGUUCUCGGAACGUUAAAACUACACGAGACAAUGAAAUAGGCUGCAGCAAAAAUGUAAAGGAUAAAGAGGAUAACAUUAAGGACCUACAAACUGAACGAAGCUCAAAGAACUACGAAGAAUGCACCGUGGAGCGCCACGAAACUUGCAAUCCUCUGGCUGUUGACGAACCUGGAAUAGAUACUAAAAAAAUGAAUAGAUACUCUUGCCCACAAUGCCGAAAAGCCUGUACGUGUAAAUCUACCCUCAAACUUCACCUUCGUUCGCAUACGGACGAACGCCCGUAUAAGUGUCCACACUGUCCCAAAGCCUAUAAACAAUUCACGGGCUUGCUUUCACACAUCUAUACUCAUGGAGGUAAAACUGCCUUCAAGUGUCCUUACUGCAGAAAAUACUUUUUAGAGAAAGCCAAGCUCGAUGAGCACGCGCGCUAUCACAUUGGGUACCGGGCAUACAAAUGUCCACACUGUCCAAAAAUCUGUACGGCUUUUGUGUAUCUCGAAAAGCACAUUCGAACCCAUUACGGAGAGAACAGCGAAGUGUGCAAUCCCACUGUUGUUAACAAACCUAGAAUAGAAACUAAAAAUGGCAAAUUUAUAUGCCCACAUUGCCCGAAAGCGUAUACGCUUAAAUCCUCCCUUAGAAAUCACCUUUGUACGCAUUCGGAUAAACGAUUAUUUAAGUGUCCACAUUGCCCAAAAAAAUAUAAAAUGUCCUGGAAUCUACGCAUACACAUCCUUACUCAUGAAGGGAAAACUGCCCUUAAGUGUCCGCAUUGCAGAAAAUACUUUUUAGAGAAGGCCAAGCUCGAUGAACACACGCGAUAUCAUAUUGGGCACCGGGCUUACAAAUGUCCACACUGUUCAAAAAUCUAUACUCAUCCAUCAUUUUUUAAAGACCACAUUGCAACUCAUCCCACAGAUAACAGUGAGGUAAAUGUCCAGUCUGAAAGUGUUGAAGUAGAAAACUCGGAGCUGGCCGAGCAAGACAAUGAAGUGGGCUGCAGCAAAGCAGCAAAGGAUAAAGCAAAUAACAUUAAGAAACAACAAAUUAAACUAAGCUCAAAGAGAUCCAAAGAAUGCAACGUGGAGCGCAAAUCUCUUGCUGUUCACGAGUCUGAAAUUGAUGCUAAAAAGAAACAAUUUGAAUGCUCGCAAUGCCCGAAAACCUAUAAGAAUAAAUCUUCGCUCAAAAUGCAUAUGCGUACGCAUUCGGACGAACCACCGCUUCAGUGUCCACACUGUCCCAAAACCUUUAAAAAGUCCGCGAAUCUGCGCACACACAUCUUUACGCAUGCAGGUGAGACUCCAUUAAAGUGUCUUUACUGCAGAAAAUACUUUUUAGAGAAAGCCGAACACGAUGAACACGCGCGCUUUCACGUUGGGCCCCGGGCUUACAAGUGUCCGCACUGUCCAAGAGUGUGUCAUCGUAGAAAUUUGGGAAAGCACAUUAACACUCAUACCAAGAAAUGUGUUGAGGAAUAAAAUUUGGGAAAUUCCAGAAACACAGAAAUAGAAUUGAAAUUAUCGACCCUUUUUGUCCGCUUAAGAGGAGUACGACGAAAUUUAAAUGGUUUAAUAAUAAGUUGUUGUAAUACAUAGUUCUCUAUAAGUGCUUACAUUUUAAGAGUCUGUUUUGCAUAUGGUUUUCUAGAUUCUUUAAAUGUUCAAAAGCGAUGUGGUCGUUAUUUAGAAAUUGCUUUAAAUUUGCAAUGUAUAUUAAAGCGCUUUUAACCGUCUUUAGCUCACAGGAAAGUUCAGCUACAAGAUCCGUAUCCGUGUUGCUGUUGUCAUCAAUUACGAAUACCGUAUCGCUACUAUCGAUUUCCGUUUCUAAAAACUGAUGAACAUCCAAUGGGUUUACAUCGGCUGAUUGUGCUCCUGGUUCACAUCGCGAAUUAAUGUUGUGUCUCUUGCGCCACCUUUGGAGCCAACCGUUGGAGGCUGCAAAGUCGUCAAUGCCGAGGCUCGUUGCGAGCUCCUUCGCUUUCUCUUGUAUAGCUGAACCAGAUAUUGGAGUAUUAUGCGCACUGCUAAGUUUACAGAACCAAUCGUAGCACAUGGAGUCGAGUUUUUUGCCGUCUGUAUUCAGGAAACUUCUUUUCGUAUUGAUGUUUUCACCGGACAACCAUCUCGACCGAAUUGUUUCUCUGUCGCGAACAAUGAGCGCAGCUUGUGUCUUUCCUAUGUUGAACCUGUUAACGAAUAUAUUUAUGGUUUAAUUUUUUAUCAA
Messenger RNA from Drosophila virilis, 3726 nucleotides. RefSeq names its product zinc finger protein 431. Gene Ontology annotation, cellular component: nucleus. NCBI's taxonomy places the organism in Eukaryota, Metazoa, Arthropoda, Insecta, Diptera, Drosophilidae. Gene Ontology annotation, molecular function: zinc ion binding; RNA polymerase II cis-regulatory region sequence-specific DNA binding; DNA-binding transcription activator activity, RNA polymerase II-specific. Gene Ontology annotation, biological process: regulation of transcription by RNA polymerase II. The record is from RefSeq and is a predicted model, not a curated record.